UCUGACCAUCUCUCUUUAUAUUGUGUGACUCUCAGUGUUUCAUUGGAUCUUGUUUGGAAACAAUAGACGCAAAUCAUAGUCCAGUCCGGUAACUUCACUGAUGCUCACAUGGACAUUUUGCGCUUUGGAGCGGUAACUUAUUUGGGCUUUGACGUCAGGUGAGUGAAACACACCCCGCCAUCGUGGUCCAGAGCAGAAGUGCGUCUGCUGAGGUGCGCACUCAGCGCGCCGCUCGGCCCGCCCGGACACUGCAGUGUAGGUUACGGUGCCAUCGCUGCGGCUGCUCGCCCCCGACACCGCGUCCCGCAGCAGACUUCCCGGGCCCGGGAAGGACAGGGAAACGCCAAAAGCCAUGGCCGAGUCCAACCCGCUGCGGGGGUUCCCCCGUCUGCGCCGGGCCGCGACCUCAUUUCCAGGCAAUCUGCAUUUGGUCUUGGUGCUCCGCCCCACCAGCUUGUUAAGCUCCGCCCCCAGUCCAUCUUCAAGCACUGACCUGGGAUUUCGCUUCAGCCAGGAUGACUUCCUGUUAAAGAUGCCGGUGGUGAUGCUGCGCUCAGUCGGUGACCUUCUGCGCUACAUCGAUGAAAACCACCUGACAUCCGACUUCACUGCUAAAGUGGAGUAUUGCCAAAGCGAUUGGAUCGUCCUCCGCACGUCCAUUGAGACCUUUGCGGUGACAGUGAAGGAGAUCGCCCAGCUCCUGCAGGGCUUCGGAUCAGAGCUGUCUGAGACCGAACUUCCAGAUGAAGCAAACGCCAUCGAGUUCCUGCUGCACUCACACACACACCGAUACCGACAGAUGAAGGAUGAUAUCCGGAGCGUGCUGAAAGAAGGGCGCCUGCUGCUGUCCAACCUGGAGACUGUCAAGGCCUCUAAGAGAGACAUAGAGGAGGAGAGGGAAAUACAGGGAGAUAUGGACACAGUUCAGAGGCUCCUGGCUCAGCUGAGAGACAUGGAGGAGGCGUUUGAUGGCUUCUUUGAGAAACACCACCUGAAGCUGCAGCAGUACCUCCAGCUGCUGCACUAUGAAAUGAAUUUCCAGCAGAUGGACGAGGUGCUGGAGCGGCUCUCUGCCCAGGAGAGGGACAUCGCCCCUAUGGGAACAACGUUGGUUCAAACGGAACAACUACUGAAAGACCUGGAGACGCUGGACAGACACGCUCAGGAGGAGAUGAAUCGUGCUCAGGUGGUGAUCCUGCACGGUCACCAGUUGGCCGCCAACCACCACUACGCCCUGGCGCUCAUUGUCCAGCGCUGCAAUGAGCUGCGGCAUCACUGUGAUGUCAUCACCACUGCCAUACGCACCAAGCGGGCCUCGCUCACCAGAGCACGAGACCUGCUGCGGCGCCUUGAAGAGGCGCUUCGUUGGUGUGAUGACGGAGCCUAUCUGCUGGCGAGUCAGAUGGUGGACAAGUUCCAAACUCGAGAGGGAGCUCAGGAGGCGCUGCAGUACCUGAGCUGUCACCAGGAGAGGGCGCCAUCUGCCCUGAAUAACAGCCAGGACACGCUGAGCCUGGAGUUUGAAGCCAUACUCACCCCACAGCUGCAGUCCCAAAUUUCCAUGGUAACAGAGAAACUGAACUCCAUGCAGUCCAUGAUCCGAAACAGAGAGCAGUGUCUGAGGAAGCUUGCGGAUAUGCAGGUCAGACCCAUCCAGCUGGUGGCCCCAAGACCCGAACCUGAGCAGACCAUGCAACGCUGCAAGUCACCCCUCUUCUCCCCAAAACAUGGUGUAGACUUAAACGUCCUGAACUCCAAGUUUUCCUUUGACCUGCUUCCUGGCAAGAGAGCCGCGAGGAGGAACAACAACCAACGCAAGAUCGAGGUGAUGCAUGAUUACCAAGGCAACCGCAGCUGUAUGUAUGGCCCCAGUCCUGAAACAGAUUCAGAGGUGGAGGACAAUCCAGAGCAGGUCACACGCCAUGUUAUGAAGGAGCUGAUAGCUACAGAGAGGAUCUAUGUGGACGAGCUGCUCUCUGUCCUUCUGGGCUACAGGGCAGAAAUGGAGGACCCAUCCAUGUCUUAUCUUCUCCCUUCAGCUCUACGCAGCCAGAAGGACGUUCUGUUCGGCAACAUGCCAGAGAUUUACCAGUUCCACAGCAGGAUCUUCCUUCAAGAUCUGCAGAGAUGCCUGGAGACACCUGAGAGGGCGGGGGCCUGUUUCCUACAGCGGAAAGAGAAGUUCCAGGUGUACGAGCGUUACUGCCAAAACAAGCCUCGCUCUGAGUUGCUAUGGAGACAGUGUUCUGAUUCGCCCUUCUUUCAGGAAUGCCAGAAGAAGCUGGACCACAAGCUGGGUCUGGACUCUUACCUCCUGAAACCAGUCCAACGCCUCACCAAGUACCAGCUGCUACUCAAGGAGCUGCUGAAGCACUGUACGGAGCAGCGAUACCACUGUGAACUCCAGGAUGCGCUGGACUCCAUGCUGGAGCUACUGAAGUCUGUCAACGACUCCAUGCAUCAGAUAGCCAUCACUGGAUAUCAGGGUGACCUCAGCCAGCUGGGCCGCGUGGUGAUGCAGGGAGGCUUCAGCGUGUGGAUCAGCCAUAAGAGGGCAGCGGUGCGAAUGAAAGAGCUGGCCAGGUUCAAACCCAUGCAGAGACAUCUCUUCCUCUAUGACCACGCCCUGCUCUUCUGCAAGCGCAGAGACGAAGACAAUCACGACAGGACACCCUUCUACAGCUUCAAAUCCUGCCUCAGAAUGAGUGCAGUGGGAAUCACAGAAAAUGUGAAAGGAGAUGUGAAGAAAUUUGAGAUCUGGUACAGUGGCAGAGAAGUAGUGUACAUAGUUCAGGCUCCCACACUGGAGGUUAAAGUUGCCUGGCUGACGGAGAUUCGAAAAAUUCUCACCAACCAGCAGAAACUGUGUCAAGAUGAGGCUCCUCUACCAAUUUCAGACAACCCCGCCUCUGACAGUGCAUCAGAGAUGUGUGUGUCGUGGGGCGGCGCAUCGGUGGGAGGCUGCUCAGCGUGUCUCCCUGUUCCUCACAGCUCCUCUGCAACAAGCCACUCCUACAGGCACCGGGGGGAGGAGUCAACACACACUAGUCCCGCCCACUCAGACCCCGUGGUUCACUCACCUCGACGCAGUUGGCCUGUCCCUGCUCACUCGGUGGCAAUCUGCGAAGGCCUGGAGGACUGGGGCGCUACAGACCUUUCCAACCUAUCAGACUCAGAUGAGGAGGAGGAUCAGCCGGCUCCGCUGGUGGCGGGGAGGUACAGAGUCAUGGUAGAGAGCAGCAUGGCCAGCACUGAUGACAUCAUUUUUAACUGCGGUGAUGUCAUCCAGCUGCUCCACGAGGAGUCGUCAGGAAUGUGGAUGGUGAGGAAUAUAAGUCGCGGUGAAGAGGGGCGUGUUCUGCCUGAAGACCUGCACAGGAUUUUGGGAGAGACCUGCUGAGAGCCAAUCAGAACAGAGGAUAGAUGACGCCUGUGACCAUUCUUCUGUUUUUGUCUUUUAUUUGGCUCACUCUCUCCCUAAUUACCCCUGCAUACACACACACACACACACACACACACAAACACACACACGCAUGCACAGACCCACAUUUUCCAUCUGCUUCCUGACCAGAGGGGGGCGUCUGACUCUGUCCGAGACAUUCAUCAUGAGAUUGAAGCACAACAUCAACCACAAACUUUACUCUUCCAACUACUGUGACACUGUUCACCUCAGAGGGCUGUAAAUUACAGACUGGACCUCAGAAGACUGUAUCAAUGCCAGAACAUAAAUGGGACCUCACAAUAUCAGAGCCUUCUUUUUUCUUUAUCUGUUUUUUCCAGCAUUAAAACAGUAGAUUAUCUGAAGAUGUUGAACAGGGGACUUUUAUUCAUACAUACAGAAUAGACUUUUGUUCAAGACUUUUAUCAUUUCUAUUUUCUUAUGAAAUGUCAUAGAAAUCAUGUGUAUGCCUACCAACAUAUCAUUACUGUUCAUGUGCCAAACAGCUCAGCUAACCAUUGUGGCUUCUUUUUGUAUACAGUAACACCCUCCUUUAUGGGAAAUAGCUUUACCUUGUGUUAUCAUUGUUUUGAAUGAGUUUAAAUCGUCUUUCUGUCCAACAGUAACCUGCUACAUCACUAGAGGGUAUGCAUGAGAUGUUUCUAUAUGCAUAAAUCACCAUGGUUACCCCGCCUCUUUGUGGCAAUAGCAGACACUCAACUUCUGUCAGCUGUGAAACAAAAAAAACGCGAUAAGCAAAAAAAAAAAAACCGAGCGAAGAUAUUACAGAUCUUUGCAGCCAUAGCAGGUUUGUUUUGUCUGCUCUGAUGUUGGUGAGGGAUGUGCGUGUGGAAAUGUCACUGCAUACCCUCGAUCAUUCUUUUUCACACCCGGCAUUCAAACAUGUCGUAGCAGGAGAAGGAAAACACUGGUGAAAAAAGUAAUAUUAAUAAUAGCUCCAUUGGGUUUGGCCUUGGUCCGGUGCGUGAUGGCUCAUUGGGAAACAUGGUUAAUGUUAUUAGUCGUCGUCGUCGCUAUGACAAGUUAAAAUGUUUCAUGUGAAAAAGAGAUGAACCGUACUGUUGGUCAGUCCUCAAGAUGAAUGCACUGCAGUACUGAUGCAGGAUAGAUGCAGGGUAAAUAGACAUCACCAUUCACUGGUUGUCAGCCAGCGUGUCUAGUUUUUCUUUACUUUUGCUGCCGUUGAUGGUGAUAUUAUUUUUGUUAACGGUUUUAUUUUGAACUUUGCUGACUUUUGAUCGGUGAUAAUUCUACAACUAGUUACCACUGUUACCACUGAGAUGAGGCAAGCUUUAUGUCUCUCCUUGUUUGCCGCUCUGCAUGGACAAAUCACUGCACAUGCCCACUGCUUUAUUUCUGCCUGUACUGCUAUUACAAACCAACAGGGAAACUACGCCCAGUGUUGGGUAAUAACUGUAAUUAGAGUAGUGUAGAAAUAAUAAUUGUCGACUGAAUUGUUAUAGUUGUUAUAACUGUUGAUAUAAAUUUUGGUGCGCUGAACUGAUGAGACAAUUUACAUUUCUUUAAAACUGCCUGGUUUUAAAACUGCUCGGUCUGACGUUGUAAAAACGAGCCACUUCCCCACAACAUGUGCUGAGGGUUAAUCUCUCAAGGGCAGAAAAAUACAGUGUUAUUACUUAAUUAACAGCUUUUGGAGUCAACUACAGUCAAAUGAGAAUACGCAGAAAUCUCAAUUUUAGAUGUUGAUGUCAUCUAAAUGGUAACACUUAUUCGGACAGUCAGAUGACACUCAGUUAUCAAGUGACAAAAGGUAAAUUAGAUUCCUCCAGACUUUGAAUGAAUCUCUGGCCUACUUCAAUCGAAUCCUGCUGGUGACAUCAACCCUAACACUUUUAACUUUUAACACUAAAUAAAGAUUCAUCCUCACAGUUUUUCACAGCCACUGUGGGAAGAUCAUAGUCACUUGAUAGUGAGUGCCAGCCUUUAUAAGCUGUGUCUUAAUGAUGCUCAAUAAUGGGUAACAUUUCUUCAUGAUGAACUUAUUUGAACUCCACCUAACACUGGCUGUACUCGAACAACAGAACUUCUUAUUAGAUUUGAUCAGUCAGGCUGCAGUACGUCUUUUCCAAAGUACCUGAAACUGGUGUUUGCUGCUUUUGCUCAUGUUGCACUUUUUUGAUAUUUUGAAUCAUUGUGAAAGCCUGUAUUAUACCGCAUAAUGUAUAUUAUUAUUAUUUUCCAAAAUAUAAGCACAGGAUUAUUUGAUUUGAA
Messenger RNA from Seriola aureovittata, 5692 nucleotides. RefSeq names its product proto-oncogene DBL (gene mcf2b). Gene Ontology annotation, biological process: dendrite development. The transcript is spliced from 26 exons. NCBI's taxonomy places the organism in Eukaryota, Metazoa, Chordata, Actinopteri, Carangiformes, Carangidae. The record is from RefSeq and is a predicted model, not a curated record. The coding region runs from base 353 to 3400 and encodes 1015 amino acids. Gene Ontology annotation, cellular component: cytoplasm. Gene Ontology annotation, molecular function: guanyl-nucleotide exchange factor activity.